UCUCAACCGCCAAGUGACGAAAUAACCAGCAGUCGCCCAUCCCUUCAAAAUGGCUCCCAAGAAGACCACCACCCGCGCUCCCCAGGAGAACAUCUCCCUCGGACCCUCCGUUCGCGAUGGCGAGCUGGUCUUCGGCGUUGCCCGUAUCUUCGCCUCCUUCAACGAUACCUUCGUCCACGUCACCGAUCUGAGUGGCCGUGAGACCAUCACCCGUGUUACUGGUGGUAUGAAGGUCAAGGCCGAUCGUGACGAGUCCUCCCCCUACGCUGCCAUGUUGGCUGCCCAGGACGUCGCUGCCCGCUGCAAGGAGCUUGGCAUCAACGCUCUUCACAUCAAGAUCCGUGCCACUGGUGGUAACGGUACCAAGACCCCCGGUCCCGGUGCCCAGUCCGCUCUCCGUGCCCUCGCCCGUGCUGGCAUGAAGAUCGGCCGAAUUGAGGACGUUACCCCUACUCCCUCCGACUCUACCCGCAGAAAGGGUGGUCGCCGUGGUCGUCGUCUCUAAGCUGCUCGCACAUGGGUGGCUUGGAUCGGACAGGAGAUUCGCUAUCUGGUUUCUCUGUGGCGUUGAGAAUCACGAGGAGAACGGCUUUUUCGCCUGGUCUCCAGUCUACACUGCAGAGCCUGGUCAGGUUAUGGGUUAGGACGCAGUAGACAGUUAUGAAUUCGCCCGAAGAAGGCCUAUGAAUCAUCCUGCUUGUUAGAUUUGUUCCAUGAUGUGAUACUUUGCAACUGUACGGUUGACGGCAUAUGAUGUAGUGAGAUAAAAGCAAUUGUAUACAUUUAUAAGCCGCUAUGUCUA
Fusarium oxysporum Fo47 is the source of this 802-nucleotide messenger RNA. RefSeq names its product 40S ribosomal protein uS11. Gene Ontology annotation, biological process: translation; ribosomal small subunit assembly; maturation of SSU-rRNA from tricistronic rRNA transcript (SSU-rRNA, 5.8S rRNA, LSU-rRNA). NCBI's taxonomy places the organism in Eukaryota, Fungi, Ascomycota, Sordariomycetes, Hypocreales, Nectriaceae. The record is from RefSeq and is a predicted model, not a curated record. The transcript has 4 exons. Bases 50 to 505 code for a protein of 151 amino acids. Gene Ontology annotation, cellular component: ribosome; cytosolic small ribosomal subunit. Gene Ontology annotation, molecular function: mRNA 5'-UTR binding; small ribosomal subunit rRNA binding; structural constituent of ribosome.